Notolabrus celidotus (New Zealand spotty) is the source of this 4739-nucleotide messenger RNA. RefSeq names its product ras homolog family member Q (gene rhoq). NCBI's taxonomy places the organism in Eukaryota, Metazoa, Chordata, Actinopteri, Labriformes, Labridae. Bases 444 to 1067 code for a protein of 207 amino acids. Gene Ontology annotation, molecular function: GTP binding; GTPase activity. The transcript has 5 exons. The record is from RefSeq and is a predicted model, not a curated record. Gene Ontology annotation, biological process: small GTPase-mediated signal transduction; cortical actin cytoskeleton organization.
CCUUGUCUAGCAGCAGCUCAGUGCGCCAGGCUGUACGAGCUCAGCCUAGGAGCUCACCGGGGAGUGGGCACGGCAGACCGGGGGCACAAGGAGCGGCAGCUGCAGCGGACUCUUCUUGGGUUGAGAGGGAAGCUGUACUAGGAGCACUUACCUCGAAGGGGUUCAUUUGAGCAGAAAUAGCAAACACAUUCACGUUCAGAUUUGUGAGAGUUCCGUAACCAGCUGUGGGGAGGAGUGGGGGAAAGAUGCAGCUCCAGUCCGGCUCGGUGCCCCGCGCCGUCCGCCUCCGCCGCUGGUGAUGCCUGCCGCGCGGGAUCACCGCCCAGCAGCAGCAACAGAGGCAGGAGGAGCACGAGGAGGAGGAGGCGCAGGAGGACCAGAGGGAGGAGGUCAAGACAACAGGGCGUCAGGGGGCCGGUGAUGAUGACGGUAAGGUCAGGAUCAUGGCUAACGGAACCGGUACUAUCAUGUUAAAAUGCGUCGUGGUGGGAGACGGAGCAGUGGGAAAAACGUGUCUGCUGAUGAGCUACGCCAACGACGCGUUUCCGGAGGAGUACGUCCCCACAGUCUUCGACCAUUAUGCAGUGAGCGUCAGUGUCGGGGGGAAGCAGUACUUGCUGGGACUGUACGACACAGCCGGUCAGGAGGACUACGACCGUCUCAGACCGCUGUCCUAUCCCAUGACUGAUGUCUUCCUCAUCUGCUUCUCGGUCGUUAACCCCGCCAGUUUCCAGAAUGUGCGUGAAGAGUGGGUGCCAGAGCUGCAGGAGUACGCACCCAGUGUUCCCUACCUGCUCAUUGGCACACAGAUUGAUCUUCGUGAUGACCCGAAGACCAUCGCCAAACUGAACGACAUGAAGGAGAAGCCCAUCGCCACCGAGCAGGGACAGAAACUAGCAAAAGAGAUUGGUGCAUGUUGCUACGUUGAAUGUUCAGCUUUGACCCAGAAGGGCCUGAAGACAGUGUUCGACGAGGCCAUCAUCGCCAUUCUGACUCCUAAAAAGAAGAAGGGAGCUCUGAAGAGAAGGCUGGGACCUCGCUGCAUCAACUGCUGUCUGAUCACGUGAUGCAUCAACCACAAAGAUCACUCAGCAGCCGACCGUAAACCAAACCUGGACUGAAGGCAAGAGAAAAAUGCACAAAAGAGGGGACUGAAAAGGACAAAACAAGAGCCACUUAAUGCUGCAGCGCUCUUGAAAGACUGUAAAUCUCUCUCCGGCUAUCCAUCGGGGGUCAAGGAUGCAGUUUACUACCAAAGGAGCACAAAACCCAAGUCAGUCUCUUCUUCAAAAAGACUUUCUGCCUCCAAAGUACCUUCUUUUAUAACCAUUUUUAAUCAUGUUUUCUGUGCAAAGUUAUUGUAAGCUGUCAUACAAAAAAAGACAUUUCAGUUUAAAGAGAAAUGCGACAUUUUAAAGAGCUCUUAUUAUUGUUUAAAGAUUUCUUCAUAGAUUCAGAGCAGAUGCUCAGAUCAGGAGCCUGCAGCUGAUAAAUAAUGAGAGGCUGACUUUAGUGACACUGUGACAGUGAACAGAAUACAUUUCUGGACAUGAGGGCCCAGGUUUUAAAUUUAGCAGACUCUUCGGCCCUAAAAGUCUGUCUCUGAUUAUUCGUCUUUCGAGGAUCUGCAAAUUAAACCAAACAGGUGCUUUGUGUAGUCUGGGGAAAACAAAAAUGCUGUUCAGUCAGACCGUUCUGGACCUAAGACUGUAUUAUUUUAAAGUUUGAGAGUCUUGUUUCUGCCUUAUAAAAUCCUGUUAUUUUACAUUGUGGCAUGCCAAAACAUACUGCUGAAGUCCUCAACAGGAAGAGAAGUCUAUAAUCCAUCUUUGAAAUAUAUAUUAUACAGAGUUUAUGAUUCUAUAUCUCCGAGAUAGAGAUGUUUUAUUCAGCGCAAAUAUUAUUUUGUCAACUUAUAGCUUUUUCCUUUUUAUUUGUUAUCCUGCAAUAAUGUGUUAUCCUUUUAUCACCUUGAAGAAGGUUUAGAAAAUUGAAGAGAAAAGAGUACGUACUCUGAUUUAUGUUCAUCAUCCAAAGAAUCAAAUUCAGCUGGCUUAAGCUGUGCUCAGACAAAAGUGAAGCAUUUUUUGCUCCACGUACAUCAUGUAAGUUUGACUGCUUAAUCACUGGGGUUUAUUUGUGAUGAUUAAAAACAACCAGUGAAGACUCAACCUUCCAGAUGCACCAGCAAACCAAACCCUGUCAUGUCUGGCUUCAUGAAAUGCUGCUGAACUGACUAUACCAUGAUGCAGAUUCAUAAAAAGUCUGUAUUCAUCAUUUGUCAGCUCUGUUUGCAAGACGACAGGUAAACAACUUUUAAAGUGCUUGUUUUUCAAAUGGAGUUCGGAUUUUUUCUGAUGCAAUUUAAGGACAUCAGGAAAAUCUGAGGAUUAAGUGUCACAACAUCCCACAAAACUCCCACAUGAGUGGCGCUGGUUUAGCUCAGUUGGUAGAGCAGGUGCCUAAUGUCCAGGGGCUGCAGUUUUCGUCACACUGGUAGCAAGUUAAACUCAAGAUCCUGUUACUGAUUGGUGCACGUCAACACCAGCUUUCUCUAUUACAUGUCCCUCUUCAGCAGUCCAAUCAAACGAAGGCAACAACCUCCAAAAUGUAAUGCUGACAAAAUAUUCUCACUUGAAAUAAGUAUGUACCAUCACGUGAAUAUUGCAUCAUUUUUGUCUGAGCACACCGUAGAGUGACCGAGUAUUGUAAAUCUAAUGCACAACAUGAAGUACAGUAAGCAACACAUCAUUUCCAGGCACAACAAAGCAACAAAGCACAUCCCUCUGCUUAUAACUCCAUUUUUCUAUAGGAGCGAAAGGCUGAGUGAAGCACAUAAAUAAAACUCUUCAUCAGGCAUAAAUUGAAGCAAAGCACACCAUCUGACCACGCACAGUCCAAACAGGUCUCAAAGAAACGUCUCAGAAAUGUUGUCUGAAGAUCUGAACACGUGGAAACAAGGGAGUUUUUUUUUCAGCUGGAGUAACUUUCAAACAAUUCAUAUGGAAGUAUGUAAGGGGCCCUGAUCAUGAAAAGCAGGUCAUGUUGAAGAAAAGGCAACAUAGCAAAUGUAGAGAGGAGGUCAGGAUGGAUUGCUCAGACUUUCCCUUAGGAGGCCAGGAUUUGUGUUCCUUGUGAAACUAAUAGACAAUCUUGACUUCAACUCAAGCCAUGAUUCUAUCCUAAACCAAACUCACCUGUAACUGCAUGAAAAUGCAGUUACAGGUGCAGGAAUGGAUUUUAGUAUCAGGAGUGGCUUUCUUGUUUGUCUGAAGGCAUCAUCAGUAUUUCAGUGAGGGUUUGCUUAACAGUCUACUUGGAGAACAAAAGAGGCAUAACACAGUCGGUCAUAAUGAAAUACCAGAACCCAUCGCCAGUCGUCAAACAAGAGUUCGAAGCUCCUGUGAGGAACUUUCAGCUUGUGUUGAGUUUGGCGCCCUCUUUGGACAAAGCAGUAUCUAAUACAUCUUUGCCGGUUUCACAAUAUAGGAAUUGUUAAUCUUGUGUGUAAUAAUCUCUGUUGCUGUAGGUUAUAAAGAGGCAUCUCUCUAAAUUUAGGCAUCUGUCAUAACCAGACGAAAACUCCUCACAGGGGCUUUAACUUUUCAUAAAUCUCCAUAAAGAAACAUCUGCUUGUGAGUGCAACUAAAACAAUCGGGCUCUGGAUGUCAUUGCUCAACACCAACUUCAUUCUCGCUUCAUAAGUUGCCAGUUAGACUAUAAAAAUAAAGAAAGUAGUGCAUGGAGGACGAAGUCUUGGCUUGAAGUCUUUAACUGCUAAUUGUUGGCUACACUAGAACUCCAGAAGUUUCCUGUUGCUCCCAGAGGCUAGAUUGACAUCAGAUCAUGGUGUUUGGGUUCCAACAUUACUGACAGGAAAGAUUCUUUAGUUGCAUUUGGACACCAACUCUUCUUGGUUUAGGUUGAAUCAGUAAGUCAACAUUGACUAAUGGUUUCACACAGGACUGUGUUACGUACAGCUGUUGAUGCUGUAGUGACUUCACAUAACUUAAACUGAGUUUGUCAAAACUCACUGCACCCCUCAGCUGAAAUCAGUCAGCUCUCACUGAGAACUUAGAACCAUGGGUUGAAAUCAAAAAUCAAAUCAUAAUGACAAAAUACAAAGUUAUGGUGGCAAAAACAACAGAUGCACAGAGUUAUGUAUUUGCCAACAUUAGUUUGACCACCUCCUUAUUUCGUUUCAGUCCUUUCUAUUAUGAAACACUGUAAAAAGGGUUAUCGAAUAAGUUCCAUUGGUCUGUGCAAUUUAAGUCCAAUUCUGCAACAUUACAAACAAAGUGGUUCAUAUGUGAAGUUUUCCAGGAUUUAGGGAAGAAUUUAAAUAUAUACGAGCCCCUACGAUGAUUGUUUGCAACACUGUAAAACUGUAUCUUAAAGUUGUCCUGAACUUUUCCUGUAAGACAAACAUGUGAAACAUCAGCUCUUCUUGUUUUGAUGCAUUUGUUGAGAGUACUUCUUUUAAUUGAUCAAAGGUGCCAACUCUUGAAUGACUUGUGUAGACUUUCUGUUGGAGUGGAUAUGAUUAAAGCUUUAACGUUCUCGGUGCUCCUCCUCUCUGUCCCGGCCUGCGGCGCGACGGAUCAUAGGCUCAACAGUUCUGCUUGCUCUUGUUGUGUGAAGGUCCCGCUCAGGAUCCAGGAUCUCUAAGUGCCGCUUCCGAUGCAUUCUCCCAUGAUGCUCCUCUCCUCUCAAUAAAUGUGUUUACUGUGUUAAUAAAA